Molecule: messenger RNA, 1171 nt
Organism: Spizellomyces punctatus DAOM BR117
Lineage: Eukaryota; Fungi; Chytridiomycota; Chytridiomycetes; Spizellomycetales; Spizellomycetaceae
Exons: 6
Coding region: 109-1140 (343 amino acids)
Biological process (GO): peroxisome organization
Cellular component (GO): peroxisomal membrane
Source: RefSeq, a predicted model, not a curated record
GUUUGUCAAAGUGGAAUCUGGUCUUUUUUGUACGCGAUAUCCAUUCGACAUCUUUUUUAACAUUGAUUCGAAUUGUUUCGUGCAAACUUGCAGUUACAAGGGCAGGACAUGUCGAAUCUCGUUAAGAAAUACGAAGACUUUGUCUUGCAUAAUGCACCCCAGAUUAGCGGGAUCGAGAGUGGAUUGCGGUCCUUGACGUACAUUUUACCAGGGAGAUUUAAUGACGCUGAUAUGGCUUCUGAAGCGAUUUUCGCUACGGUGAAUUUAAUGUCCCUCUACCACGACACCAUCCUCUCUGCCGCAGCCCACCAACAAAACCCCGAGGCACCCACCUCGAAUUUCAACCGAUACACUCGGCAUAUGCUGCUAUCGGGUGGUUGGUACAAAAAGGUUGCGUAUACGUUAACGAUGGUGCAAAUGGUGGAAGUGUUGGUGGAGAUGGGGGCACGGAAAUUGGGGGGACGAAAAGGGAGGGGACGAGUUGUUUUGGGGAUUGAGGUGAUAAAAGUGGUAUGCCGUACAGCCCUCUUGAAACUCUCACAAAACCGUAUGCUCCUCCACUCGGCCGUUCCUGAACGCGACUACGAUCCAAGCACCAUCCAACCCCCGACAACCUCUAAACCCGGUACAUGGACCGGUAAACGUACCGGGAAACACCACGUCCACGUUGACGUGAUUACCCAAAAGGGCGGGUACGACCAAGCAGUUCAGUUUUUGUUAUCAAAGGCCUUGACGGAACGUGCGUCGAGUCCGGUGGAUUUGUUGAAUCGGUUGGGAUGUCACAAGUGGGCGGAAUGGGUGUUUAUUUUUCGACCGUUGGUGUAUGUUUUGACAUUACGCAGAUACGGACCUAAAUCAUAUAAACCCUACUUGAUUUCCCUAACCCUCGAACUCGGAUCCCUCCUCGCAUCCCUCAACCGCCCACAAACCUCUCUCGAAAAAGACGAAACCAAACGCCGGUGCUGGCUUCUCUUGUACUACUUGUUGCGUAAUCCCGUUUAUGAGCGGUUUACAAAAGAACGGUUGGAUGCUUUUGUGGAGGGUGCUAGGAAGAGGCCGUUGAUAUCCUUGUUUGCUGGUAUUUUGAGGGAUUAUCAGCCCUUGUGGGAGAAAUGGCAUUUUUACACCUCUGGAUAUUAGUUUCUCUUUGGAUGUAUGUAAUAGAACACUG